GACUGCGUUGAGAUGAUUCUCAGUCUACAUUCGAUCGCUGUCUGGGGCGUUUCGUGUUUCGUACAGGUAUCGAUGGACUUAAUGCAAGUAGCCGCUUUUUUAUCUUACGUAAUAUCUUUCUAGAGCAAAUUAAUGCAUCGAAUGAAGUGAAUAAACGAAUGAAAAUAUCAUUAAGACAGGAAUUUAUUUAUCUAUGAUAAUUCGAAGUCUCGUUUGACGCGUAAAAGUGCUACUUGCUGACGUUCGAUUGCAACGACCGAGGUCGUUUCUAGUGAUUUUAACUUUCCUGAAAGACGAAUAGUUGUAAUUACGUAUCUCCAUAUUUCAAGAGGGAAAUGUUGUUGCAUUAUUUCCACGAGUUUCUUCAGUAGAUUAAUCAACGUCAAUGGAAACAGCACCGUCGAUUCUUAUAAUUAUUCACAAUUAAAGAGUCUCGUACGAGAUCCAUAGCUCGAUAGAAAUAAAGAAGAUUCUUCAAAACUUAUCCAUAGUUCUAUUUCCCUUCGAAAUUUAUACAAAAAUGAAAGUAGAACUUUUCAUGGCGGCGACGUUACACAUGGUCACGAGCACUUGCAUCUUACCCUCGCCGUUGGUAUUGCAAUUGAUCUUGGAAUUUGCUAAAUGGAAAGAUUGGGACCAAGUAGUACUAUUCCAGGAUUUAACUUCUUUUGAUUGCGUCUUUACUUACACAAGACCUUUGAUCGCGUGUCUCUCCGACGAGGGAAUCGCCGUGUCGAUUCAAUCGGCUGCCAACCCGAACAUACCUGACGUCCUAGUGAUCCAGAAGCAUCGAAUCGGAUCGAUCGUUCUACUGGAUGGGCUUAAUCUCACUUCCCCUGAUAAUAUUCUUCAUGUGGCGUCGCAGAAAUUUCAGUUUAAUUAUUACGUGUCUUGGCUGAUGAUAACCAUGAGAAACACGGAUGCGACGAUCGAUACCGUACUUCGACACUUGAAUAUCGGUAUCGAUAGUGACGUGAUCGUUGCAACGCCUUCGUCGACGUACGAAGUGAUUCAGAAAAUGUCUCGAACGUACUGGAACAGAACGUGCGUAUCUCUGCAACGCUACGGGACAAGCUUCAAGUUCGGGGAGCCACCGGUCAAACGGUUCGACGAGAACGCGUCCCUUAAUUUAAAUUACGCGGUACUCGAGAAUAAAACAGUGCUCUACCACUUCGUCCACGUAUAUAAAAUCCGAUAUUCGGACAAUACCAGUCUAGUGACAAAUUUCCUUGGAUCUUGGUAUUUGGACUCGUGGUCAUUGAAUAAUCCAAUUAGCGUGAAAUUGAGAAACGAGUUCAAAGGGCAACCGAUCAUCUUUGGCGUUCUCAAUGGAACCAUUGAUGGGCAAAUGAAUGUAAACGAGGAGGAGACGAACGACAUCGCACCUUUUCUCGAUUUCGCCAAAUUCGUUGCUAGCAGCGUGAACGCCAGCAUAGAGCUGGUGCCACACGAGAAGUUGGGUACUUUGAAUAAUAAAGUGUGGAAUAACCUCCUCGGAGAUGUCGUCACUGGUUAUGUGGACAUUGGUUUAGGAUAUAUUACCGUCAAUAAAGAACGACAAGCUGAAAUGUCGUUUAGUCAUCCCCUAAUUCGUUACAUGAGGAAUGUUUACUAUCAUCCACUGGAAACUGGUACCAUGAGGGACAUAUUUCGCCAACCGUUUAAUAACUGUUUACUGAGUUGUGUCGCAUCUACUUAUUUCGCCAUACUAGUAGCGAUGGGGUUGAUCAUAUACGCAGCGAAAACUGUUUUACACAAUGAAGAAGCUAAACGCGUUGGAAUAGGGGAGGCUGCGCUUUGGUGCAUCAGCAUAAUGUGCAUGCAAGGUACUCCAUGGACACCACGAAAUCCAUCAGGAAAGACAAUAUUAUUAUUCAGUCUAAUGUUCGCCUUAGUAACGUACAAUGCUUAUGCUGGUUUCAUCACUUCGAUCUUAUCGGUGCAGGCUAGUGGUAUCAAAUCUAUUACCGAUAUUUUGUCGCACAAUUUCAAAUUGGGAUACAGCAUCACCGAUGAUGAAUACAUUAGAAACGUGAAUGAUAGUAAUCUUCGACAGUUGUAUAUAAGAGCGUAUAACAAUCGGGAAUCUAAAUUGGACACGACUUCUGGUCUUACAAAGGCCGUGAAAGGCCAUUAUGGCUUCUUCGUAAGUGCAACUCUCGCACGACGCGCCCUCAGGUCCACACUGAUUCAAGAACGAUGUACUCUAAAAGAAUUGCCUCUUCCACAAACAUUCACAAUGGUGGCUCUACCAAUGGCUAAUUCUUGUCCUUAUAAAAAAAUUAUUAAUUUAAACAUUUUGAAAAUACGAGAACGAGGCGUUCUGAACAGGAUAACAGAACGAAUGCUGCCAGAGAUGCCUCGAUGCAAAUCGCCGACCACAUUUCACAGUGCCAGGCUGGCCGAUGUUUAUUCCGCUUUCUUCAUCUUGAUCGCUGGAGGCGUAUCGGCCGUUUCUAUCGGGAUCGUCGAGAGACUUUGGCACAAGAGACGACAAAUGAAGGAAACGAUCGUUCGUGGAAUGCGUCAACGUCGCCUAAUGCCCUCUCACUUGCCACAUUUGCCACAUUUACCUCGUUUCUCUCAUUUCCCUCAUUUAUCGCAUUUGCAUUUCCGCGACGAUCGUCGAAAUGAUUUUUCUCUCGAUCGUGAUUCGCGAUCGAAUUUAACGAUAAACAACGAAUGCGUAGCAGCGAAUCCUUCCGAUUCCACGCAAGAGUCGCGAGAACAAAUUACACAAAGGAAUUAUAACCAGGAACGCUAUGUGCGUUCGGAUGAAGACAUCAAUCGACCUCGUUUCGAGCCGAAAUUUUUCAACUGGAGAAGGCGUAGCAAUUUCAAGCGUACGAAUUGGAGCCCGUUUUCGGGAUUGCCAAGAACGAGGCUUGAUAGAAGUCAGAAGAGUAGAUCUAAGGAUAACACGGUCUUUCCUUUUCAUCAAUGAUAAGAAAGGAUGUUAUGUGUCAAGGAAUUCACGAGAACUUAACCCCUUUCUUGAAAGUUUCAUAAUUUUAGUAUCAAUAUAUUAGGUCCUCGUUUCUGUUCGAAAUCAACCGUGUAACUUUAAUGCGCUUGAUCAGUAUUUAAUCAGGCUUCUGUGCGGCUAAAAUUGUCGACGAAGAGGCGAGUUGUUUUGGCAAGAACGUAGAAUUAUCUGGAUAGUCGAUGUACUAUUGCUUCUUUGUAGACAUUCUUAAGGUAGUAUUUGUACAACGUUUCAAAAUAUAGGUUAAUCUGGAAACUAAA
Molecule: messenger RNA, 3246 nt
Organism: Bombus huntii
Lineage: Eukaryota; Metazoa; Arthropoda; Insecta; Hymenoptera; Apidae
Exons: 10
Coding region: 521-2944 (807 amino acids)
Cellular component (GO): membrane
Molecular function (GO): ligand-gated monoatomic ion channel activity
Source: RefSeq, a predicted model, not a curated record